Molecule: messenger RNA, 1190 nt
Organism: Ochlerotatus camptorhynchus
Lineage: Eukaryota; Metazoa; Arthropoda; Insecta; Diptera; Culicidae
Gene: nac
Product: GDP-fucose transporter nac
Exons: 2
Coding region: 122-1129 (335 amino acids)
Biological process (GO): protein O-linked glycosylation via fucose; GDP-fucose import into Golgi lumen
Cellular component (GO): Golgi apparatus
Molecular function (GO): antiporter activity; GDP-fucose transmembrane transporter activity
Source: RefSeq, a predicted model, not a curated record
AGUGCAGUAAUUAAAAGUGUUGAUGCCUAAUGGAUCUCCUAAGCUUUUAAUUUUUGAUUUAUUUGAAGUCUCACAAUCUUAACAAGUCAACAAACAAAUUUGUUUGAGCAACUCUGACGUCAUGUAUCAACCACUGGAAACCGACAAGGAGAACCUAUUCAAAAAGUACCUUCGGAUACUAGCGGUGGUUGCCGCAUACUGGGUUAUAUCCAUACUGACCGUAUUCGUCAACAAAGCUCUGCUAAGUGGUUUGGAUCUGGACGCACCACUUUUUGUAACAUGGUUCCAGGUGUUGACCUCGUCCAGUAUCUGCUUUGUAAUGAGUUCACUAAGUAAACGGUUCCCAAGGAUGUUCAAUGUUCCUUCUGGAAAUCCACUGGACAAGGAGGUAUUCCGCAAGGUACUGCCACUGUCACUGCUGUUUACGGCGAUGAUCGCCACGAAUAAUCUUUGCCUGAAGUACGUCGGUGUGGCAUUCUACUAUGUAGGGCGCUCGCUGACAACGGUGUUCAACGUCGUUCUGACCUAUCUGCUGCUGGGACAAAAGACCAGCGGUAACGCGGUGCUGUGCUGUUUGCUCAUCGUCGUCGGAUUUUGGAUCGGAGUCGAUCAGGAGAGUUUGACGGAAUCGUUUUCGCUCAUUGGAACAAUCUUCGGUGUGCUCGGUUCUCUGAGUCUGUCACUGUAUUCGAUCUACACCAAGAGGACCUUGCAGUUUGUCAACCAGGAAGUAUGGCUGCUGAGCUAUUACAAUAAUGUUUACUCGGCUGUUAUCUUCAUUCCGUUGAUGCUGAUCAACGGGGAGCUACCGGUGGUUAUGAAUUACGAACACCUCGCAGAACCGUGGUUCUGGGGCGUGAUGAGCAUCGGUGGUGUUUGUGGCUUUGCGAUCGGUUUCGUAACGGCUCUCCAGAUAAAGGUAACGUCACCGUUGACGCACAACAUUUCCGGAACGGCUAAAGCGUGCGCUCAAACCAUACUGGCUACGACCUGGUUCAGCGAAGUCAAAUCAUUCCUCUGGUGGACAUCCAAUAUCGUAGUGCUGGUCGGAAGUGCGUUCUACACUCGGGUAAAACAGCUUGAAAUGAAUCAAAGUCAUCGAGCACAAAUGAACAGCCAAAAAGUUUGAACAAAUCAUAUGUAAUUCCUAUCUUAAUGAGAACAAACUAAUGUGUGUAAUAAAUCCUAAU